Didymodactylos carnosus is the source of this 1608-nucleotide messenger RNA. NCBI's taxonomy places the organism in Eukaryota, Metazoa, Rotifera, Eurotatoria, Philodinida, Philodinidae. The record is from the annotation of a GenBank genome assembly.
AUGACAUCGCCUUCUAUCACAAAUGAUCGUCCAUCGGUGAAUCAAACACUACCGUUAUCAACAUUAAACGAAGAAAAUAAUAAUCAGCCUGUGUCGACAGAUGAAGUUGAAACCAACGAUCUUCUCUAUGAAAAACUUGUGCGAGAGUUUAAAAUUGAUCCGUAUGUUGCCGAUACACAAGAUUUAACAAUCAAUAAUCCACUUUCACAGGACGAUAAAAGCAUUUGGAAACAAUAUUUUCUUGACAAAGAAUUGAAAGCCACCAUUAAUCAAGACGUUCGUCGGACUUGUCCAGAGAUUAGUUUCUUUCAUAAUCCCCGAGUAUCCGAUACAUUAUUACAAAUAUUAUUUGCUCAUAGUAGAAGCCAUCAUAAUACACCAUACAGGCAAGGAAUGCAUGAAAUUUUAGCAGCAAUCGUGUAUAAUUUACAUCUGGAAGGAACAAAAGUGAAUGAAUGUAAAAAUGCAAAUGCUAUAUUCGAAAAAAUUAUGGAUCAUCUUAAACAAUGGUAUGACAUUAAAGACAACAAUGUAACAAAGAAAAGGAAUUCUGUUCAGAAUGAAGCAAAACAACCCUUUCAAAAAGCACAAGAUCUCAGUCCACAAUCGAAUGAAAUUGUUUUACGUGUAAAUCAAAUAUUUGAACAAUUAAAAAAUUAUGAUCGAUUUUUACAUUGUAAGCUACAAGAACUUGAUAUAGAUCCACAUAUCUAUGGAAUACGAUGGCUUCGAUUAUUAUUCGGACGUGAGAUUCCAUUCGAAUGUAUUCCUAUUGUAUGGACUGUAAUAUUCUGUUUCGAUGAACAUUUCAAAUUUGUUGAUUAUUUUUUUGUGGCAUUAUUAAUGGAAUUAGGAAAUUUAUUUUUAGUGUCGAAACGUGAUUAUAGCAGUUGUUUACAACUACUUAUGCAACAUAAUGUCAUAUCAAAUGCUGAACACGUUCUUCGACGGGCUUUAGCAAUAGCUGGUCGACAGCUGAAACCGGCAUCAGAAGAGCCUCAAUCAAAUACGAAACGUGCUGAAACUAGUCGAAUGAAUAUUGAACAAGAUCAAGCUUCAUCUCGAAAAGAGUAUAUUAAACAACAACAGCAAACAGUGCCAAAACAAAAAACAACGAAUCAAGUAGUAGAACCUAAACGAUUAUUAACACCUACAUCAACAACAACAACUGGUUUUUCACAAGAAAAUGCUCAUAACAGCCGUCCAUUAGCACGCAAUUCAUCAUCAAAUACAUCUUUUGCACAACAACUAUCAACAAAGAUAAAUACAAACUUGUCGAACAGUUCUUUAUCAUCAGAAUUAGAUACAUGGCCCGAGAGAAGUGUUCGUCAACAGUUAGAGGAUUCACGAACAAUUCAAAAAUAUUGUGCUUAUUUUAUGGACAAAUUUUUGGAUCAAUUACAAACUCGUAUUUGUGAGUUAACUUCACCAAACGAAGAUGAAUUACUAAUAUCACUGUCAGGAUUAAAACAGAUUUGUAAUGUUUUAUCUGGUAAAUUAACAUUUGAUUCAGAGGCAUUACAAACGUUAGUGAACUAUAAACCGAAAACAGUUAAACAAUCUGCACCGUCAUUAAAUAACUAUAGUAGCGAACAAAAUAGCAACUGA